Messenger RNA from Brassica napus (rape), 694 nucleotides. RefSeq lists its product as uncharacterized. The coding region runs from base 3 to 341 and encodes 112 amino acids. NCBI's taxonomy places the organism in Eukaryota, Viridiplantae, Streptophyta, Magnoliopsida, Brassicales, Brassicaceae. The transcript has a single exon. The record is from RefSeq and is a predicted model, not a curated record.
CAAUGAUUGAGAACAAGCAAAAAAUUUAUGUAUUGACUAUGUUAUAUAUGGUAGUGCUACUAUCGAUUUCUCAAAAUACGAAGGGUAAUGCAAAUGUUCCGCUUGCUCCAGUGUCAGAGGAAGGAUUCCUACCAAAUCCACUUCAGUGUGUAAACGAUGUUAAGAAAGUUCCAGAUUGCAUAGAUGCAGUGAAGAAGUUCCAGUUGAAAAUUAUCACAAAAGAAUGUUGCUUUGUUUUACUGAAAGCCCCGGAAGAUUGUCUUGGGAUGUUAUUUCCUGCGCGUUUUGUUAUUAAAAUUAUGAUUCAUCUUACAUGUAGGCUUAUAGGUAUACAUGGUUAAGAAUAUUUUUUUCUUAAUCCUAUAUCUUUAAACAUUCUACGUAACAACAAAAUUUACUCGUAUUAGUUAUUUUUUUUAAUAAUAAUUUUGUUUCAUAUAUAAUUAACUAGCUAAUAAUGAUAUCAGCAUUAAAAUCAUGCUUUAACCUUUUUGACCAUUUAUUUGUUUGAUUAUGUAUGAUGUUUUCACUUUUGGCCUAUUACUUGUUGCUCAUUUUGUAAUUUUAAAAAGUAAAAAAUAUUUUUGCUUAACUAUGAAAAUCACUUUAAAUUUCCUUCAAUUAUUUUUUCUAUUUAUUUUAAUACAGAAAAUCACUUAGAAAUUAAUUACUUAUUGCAAAACUACAACUGUCA